Molecule: messenger RNA, 3662 nt
Organism: Aureobasidium uvarum
Lineage: Eukaryota; Fungi; Ascomycota; Dothideomycetes; Dothideales; Saccotheciaceae
Source: the annotation of a GenBank genome assembly
GAUUGCUUGAGCGCAAAGCAUGCGGCAUGACAAUCCGUGUGUUGCUGAGGGACCAUCCUCAUCGCGCUGUUGCACUAGCCACUGAUGACCACAUCUUAACCUUCCGCCAUAGUCCAUCCACCGCUGGCGCCUCUUCGCUUUCCGUCAACUCCACUCAAAGUGCAACCCUGCAGCCAAGAUGUAUGGUCGAAUUUGCUCGGACAGCAGAUACUGACACAACCGACUUCCGAUCGUUGACUUCUCUUUCGGUUUUCGGAACUCUCGGCUUGAUCACCGUGAAUGGUGAUAUCUUCCUGUGCGUCGUCAAUGGAGCCCAAAGAGCGGCCACCGUGAGAAAUGGCGAGAACGUCUUGAAGAUCACUUCUGUUGAAUUUCACGAUGUUGAUGAGGAUGGCUUCGAUCACUACCAUGCUAGGGAUCCUGCCAUGGAACAUCCUUGCUUGGCUAUGAAGAAACUCCUCAGCGGAGGUAGUUUCUACUACAGCGCCGACUUUGAUUUGACUAGACGUCUCCAAGACAGAUCGUCAUUGUCAGCAACUGUGGCAAUCGACAGUCUCGAUGCUGGUUUCCUUUGGAAUUCAUAUAUGAUCCAACCACUGGUCAGCUUCCGCUCAAGAUUAUCGGAGCGUGAAAAGAGAGAGUUGGAUGACUCUCGCAUAUUGACAUCUGCCAUACGUGGAUUUGCUAUGACACUAACAGUCCCCCCUGCUUCGUCUCCAAUCAGUCACUCAUCUUCCGGGUUUCCCUCUACGCUAACAUUACUAUCUCGUCUAUCCUCUCGCAGGGCCGGUACCCGCUUCAACGCUCGAGGCAUUGACGAUGAUGGCAACGUCGCAAAUUUUGUCGAGACCGAGGUCAUCUAUUCUACACCAGCGAACACAAGCUUCUCCUAUGUCCAAGUACGAGGCAGCAUUCCUCUGUUCUGGGAGCAAGCGGCAGGUUUCACCCCAGGACAACAGAAGAUUCAGCUUACUCGCUCUGCUGAAGCAUCUCAACCUGCAUUUGACAAACACAUGUCAGACCUGGAAAUCAACUAUGGCAACAUUCAUGUCGUCAAUCUGCUCAGCAACGAGAAGCCUGGUGAACUUGAGCUGAGUCGAAGAUACCAAUAUCAUGUUCGCAACAGUCCGCUAAAUCUACCUUCUGGCGAGCCUGGAGAGAAAGAUGUCGAGGAUCACGAGCUCAUCAAAGAGACUGACUAUGACUUUCAUGCCGAAACCCGCGCACUUGGAUACGAAGCAGCUAAGGGAAUCAGACGCUAUGUCCAGGACUCGAUUGAAAAUUUCGCCUAUUUCCUCUCAGAAGAAGUGGACGACCAGCCGAAGAACGCCAACGGCAGACCACAAUCAGUCAUGCGAAGGAACAUGAAUAUUUUACAGCAGGAAGGCGUAUUCCGUACUAAUUGCCUUGACUGCCUGGACAGAACAAACCUCAUUCAGACGCUUAUCAGUCAAAUGGCCAUUCAAGAGUUUUUGAACCAACGAGGCGAAAGGACAGCGACCAAUGACUUUUGGGUCAGACACGGCACUCUGUGGGCUGACAAUGGUGACGCAUUGUCGCGAAUCUAUGCAGGUACUGGAGCACUAAAAUCGUCAUUUACUAGACAUGGAAAGUCGUCUCUUGCUGGUGCAUUUGCGGAUUUCCGCAAAAGUGCUACUCGACUGUACAUCAACAACUUCGAGGAUAAAGGCAGACAGAACACUAUCGAUAUGCUUUUGGGUCGCCUGGUGGAACAAGUCCCUGUUCAUCUUUUCGAUCCAAUCAACGAUUGGGUUUCUGCAGAGCUCACCAAGAGAACAAACGAAUACUCGGCGUGUGACAACAUCAACAUUUAUGUUGGUACAUUCAACCUCAACGGCAAAACUAGAGGCUUGUCUGAGGAUCUAUCCCCAUGGCUCUGUCCGCCAGUCGAUCUUUCUCAGCAGCAGCCCGAAAUUGUGGCUGUAGGCUUCCAAGAGAUUGUCGACCUUAGUCCUCAGCAAAUCAUGUCUACUGAUCCGCAUAGAAGACAAGCGUGGGAGGAAGCAGUCAAGUCGACAUUGAACGAGCACGCUCAGACUCUAGGAUCGGAAGAAUAUGUCAUGCUGAGAGGUGGACAAUUGGUCGGUUGCUCACUAUCUGUCUUUGUGAAAGCCAGCAUUCUACCGUUUAUCAAGAACGUUGAAGGCGCCUUGAAGAAGACCGGCAUGUCCGGCAUGGCAGGCAACAAGGGUGCGGUGGCUAUCCGUAUGGAGUACGCCAACACUUCGAUCUGCUUGGUCACUGCACAUUUGGCUGCAGGAUUCGCCAACUACGAGGAGCGUAACCAAGAUUACCGAACAAUCAGCCAUGGACUGCGGUUUGCCAGGAAUAGAUCGAUUGAAGACCAUGAUACUAUUAUUUGGCUUGGAGAUUUCAACUACCGCAUCGGUAUGGCCAACGAGAAGACGAGACAGCUAGUUAAGAUGAGCGACCUCGAGAAACUCUACGAGAACGAUCAGCUAAACCUACAAAUGGUCCACGGCAAAACGUUCCCUUACUACAACGAGGCCAGAAUCACCUUCCUGCCCACAUACAAGUACGACGUUGGUACAGACGAGUACGACAGCAGUGACAAAGCUCGUAUCCCUGCAUGGUGCGAUCGUGUCUUGACAAAAGGAAACAACCUCCGUCAAAUUCACUACAAUACUGCACCAUUGAAGUUCUCAGAUCACCGACCCGUCUACGCUACGUUCCAGUGCACCAUCACAGUCAUCGACGAUAAGAAGAAACAAGAAAUCAGCGAGGGACUUUACAAACAAAGACGUGCAGUGGUCGGUGGCCAUACCGCCAACACCAGAGCCGAGGACACAGACGACGAAGACCUACUCGGCUACGAAUCAAUCGAGCCAGGCUUACCACCCGCAAGUUCCGACAAGCGUAAAUGGUGGCUGGACAAUGGCAUGCCAGCUCGCUCCAAAGUCAAGCCCCCAGAAGAUGGAUACGUCCGCAACCCACAACGAGCACCCAACCCAUUCGGCGCCACCACCGAGCCCGACUGGGUCAAAGUGCCUCGUCCCAACCCGCCACCUCCUCGCUCCCUCUCCAUCCGCGAGCGCAACCCCUCAGCAGCAAGUCAACCCCCAGACACCAGGGCCGCGCCGAUGAACCGCAAACUACCCCCUGUAUGGCCAGCACACGCCGCCUCCUCGGCAGCACCCAACUCCAGACCCUCAUCAACCCGCCACAGUCUCCUCGACGACCCAAUCCCCUCGCCCUCACCCCCACUUCUCCCCCGUAGACCUUCUGCCGCCUCUGUCGCCUCUNNGUCGCCUCCCCUAGACCACAAAAUCACCCGCAAAGCCGCCCCGCCAGUCCCCAAGAAACCGUCAACACUGCGCUCGGAAUCUCCAGUCAACACCAGAGACGAGGGGUUUGCUCCAAAACUCCCACAGAGGAUUAACACAUUGCCGUCUUCGCGGGAGCCGGUCGCGAAGAGUGUUUCUAUGCCUGUGCUUCCGCCGCCGAGGAGGAGUGCGGUCGAGGUUAAUAACAAGGGGAUUGAGAGGUGGUCGAGACAGGCUGGGGGCAGUGAGGAUGGGCCGCCGCUGCCUCCUAGAAGGGGCACGGGUAUGAGUCAGAUGGAUCUGUUGAGUGAUGAGGACGACGGGGGUAUGGCUGGUUGGAAGCCGUUGAGACCUAAU